Molecule: messenger RNA, 555 nt
Organism: Onthophagus taurus
Lineage: Eukaryota; Metazoa; Arthropoda; Insecta; Coleoptera; Scarabaeidae
Source: RefSeq, a predicted model, not a curated record
UUAUGUAUUAUCAAGAAAUUUUUAGGAUGUGCCAAUUCACCAAUUCUUUCUGUACCAGUUUUCUUAUUCCUGCAAAAGUUUUUAUAACAAUUUGUUUAUCAUUGGCGAUUACUGAAUUUGUUCUGAGAAAAGAUUUAGCAACUUUUUUCCUAAUCUUAAUGAACAUCCAGAGUUUAUUCAUUAAUCACACAACUGGACAACGACUCACUACGGCGACUGCUAAUGUGGCGGAUGCUGUUUAUAAUUUAAAUUGGUAUGAUGCGGAUGUAUCAACACGAAAAGAUGUUUUAAUUUUGCUCGGUAUGAGUCAAAAGGCAAUCAAAGUGGAGUUACCUUUCUUUCGGGAAUUCUCGCACGCGGCGGCGGCAAAUGAAUGCAAAAAAGUGUACAUUUUCUUCAAUUGGAUAUUAACUGUUUUGAAAAAAAGAAACUUUUAAACAUAAAUUAAACGUUAAUUAUAAUGAUAUAUUAAAAUUUAUCCACGUGCAACAAUCAAUUUCAAGUUUGAAACGAUCGCACUAACUAAAUUAUUUUAUUUCCACAAAAACAAGGAGA